UAUUUAAAACAAUCACUCGUUAUUUAAACGUUGCAUUUUUGAGGUUGCGUGUAGAUAUGUGUUUAUGUGAUAUUUUCUGUGUAUGUUUUAGUUUUAUGUUCUCUCGCGAUCCCUGUUGUUUAUGAUUCCUCAAUCAAUAUGCGCAGUUUUUACGCAUCGUUGACUCUUUCAAACAAAAUGGCCACCCUGCGCGGUUCAGUUUGAGACCAUUUUUUUGUUUGUUUACAAAUUCAUGGGUAACUUUACUUCAGCUUUUUUAUGAAUGGAAAUUGAGUAAAAGGUGUAAUGCUAACAAUGGGAACAGCAUUUCAUUUCAUAUUGUCUACGCUUUACAAUUAAACACGUUUGUAUUUAGCAGUAAAACUGCGGACGUUCUAGUCGCUAAUCGAUGUAGCAUUUCCUGCAAAAUGACUGACACUUGCAGCUCGGAACCUGCUGGAGCUAUUAAGGCCAUUGAUAAGCACUCUGUGCACCAAAUCUGCUCAGGGCAGGUGGUGCUGACCUUGGCCACCGCUGUGAAAGAACUCGUGGAAAACAGCAUUGAUGCUGGAGCCACCAACGUUGAUGUUAAGCUGAAGGAGCACGGAACAGAACUAGUGGAGGUAUCGGAUAAUGGAAAAGGCGUCGAGGAGGCCAACUUCGAAGGGUUAGGUACGUAUCUGCAAACCUAUCCGUCCGUUCUAAUCGUUAAAUAUUUGAACGGUGAUAUCACAUCUUUCCCCACAGCGUUAAAACAUCACACGUCAAAGUUGAGGGAUUUCUCCGACCUCAUCCACGUGGAGACGUUCGGCUUCAGAGGCGAAGCCCUCAGCUCUUUAUGUGCUCUGAGUGACCUAAGUGUGGUGACGUGCCAUGAGUCCAGCCCCGUGGGGACCAAGCUUGUCUUUGACCACAACGGUCACUUGGUUCAGCGGGUACCUCAUCCACGGCAGCAAGGCACCACGGUCAGCCUGCAGCAGCUCUUCCUGACCCUGCCGGUCAGGCACAAGGAGUUCCAGCGCAAUAUUAAGAAGGAGUUUGGCAAAAUGGUGCACGUUUUGCAGUCAUACUGCGUCAUCUCGUCAGGAGUGCGCAUUACAUGCUCCAACCAAAGCGGACAAGGGAAGCGCAGCACGAUUGUCAGCACGAGCGGCAGCCAGAAUAUGAGAGACAACAUCGGCGCAGUAUUUGGGCCCAAACAGCUCCAGAACCUUCUACCCUUUGACCAAGUACCCCCUCACGAAAAGGUCUUGGAAGAAUAUGGACUUGAGAACAGGGAGCUUCCAAAAAAGCUCUUUAGCGUCACAGGGUUCGUGUCACAAGCGGAGCACGGUGUGGGAAGAAGCGCCACGGACAGGCAGUUCUUUUUUAUAAACAAGCGACCGUGUGAUCCCCAAAAGGUGACCAAACUUGUGAAUGAAAUCUAUCAUAUGUACAACAGACAUCAGUAUCCUUUCGUCGCCCUCAACAUAGAAGUGUCCUCAGAGUGUGUGGACGUAAACGUUACCCCGGACAAGCGGCAGAUUUUCCUUCAGGAGGAGAAGCUCUUGUUGGCCAUUCUCAAGUCUUGUCUCAUCAACAUGUUCGAGGCCGGUGUCAACAAAAUCAGUCGAAAUAUUAGUCUCAUCCCCCCUAACAGUAAGAUGACUACAUGUAAACAAACUGAAGAGAGCACGGUAGAAUCUGAAGAACCGGUGAUGCAGAGCCCGACGUCGUCUCUGAACCUCGCUGGUCUCAAAGCUGCUUUUUCAAGUCAGCACAGCGUCGUCGGUGCUUUCAAAUCCAACACGUCAAAAGCUGCAAAUAUCCACCAAGCGCAGAAAACUCUCAAGUCUUUUUUUAAGGACGCUGGAAAAACUGCGGCCCGUCAUCCGAGUGUAAAAUCUCCCGUGAAACUCGCACAUAGUUUAAAUGCAGGCUCCUCAGAAGGGAGGUCGGUGCUGGAUGGGUUCAGGUACGGAAAGGGGACAGCUUGCAGUGAUUCUGACUCCGAAGACCUUAUUCAGUCUACUUGUGAUUUAAGUUCUUCAGUAGGUAGUCAGAAUUUUGUCCCAUGCUCACCAGCUUUUGAUGCGGAAGAAACUAACGUGAAAAUCGAAGCAGUGACAGAGCCAGAAAUCCAAAAAACAGUCCAGAAGACGCAUGACAGUGAGUCCGGCGCGAUGAGUCCAGAUCCGAAAAGGGCCAAGAAAGAGAAUCCGCGGUGCGCGGUGGAUGCGCCGGUCAGCGUCCAAAAGAGGGCGGUGCCGCUCCGCUUCUCGUUGCCAGAGCUGAGCGGCAAGAUGAAGAGUUUAGCGGCCCAAAAGCAGAAGCAAAAAACCCGUGAGGGGCUUCGCUACCGACGCUUCAGAGCCAAAAUCAACCCGGGUGAAAGCCGACAUGCGGAGGAGGAGCUGAAGAAGGAAAUCAGCAAAGAUAUGUUCAAAGAGAUGGAGAUCGUGGGCCAGUUUAAUCUGGGCUUUAUCAUCACCAAACUCGACUCGGACAUCUUCAUGAUCGACCAGCACGCCACUGACGAGAAAUACAACUUUGAGAUGCUGGAGAAACACACAGUGCUCCAGGGGCAAAAACUCAUUGUCCCUCAAAAACUUCACCUCACGGCAAUCAGCGAGAACGUGCUUAUGGAAAACAUUGACAUUUUCCAAAAGAAUGGCUUUGAAUUUCAGAUCGACGAGGAAGCUCAGGUGAUGGAGAGGGUCAAGCUGGUGUCUCUGCCCACAAGUAAGAACUGGACUUUUGGUCCGGCGGACAUCGAGGAGUUGAUCUUCAUGCUGAGCGACAGCCCCGGCGUCAUGUGUCGGCCGUCGCGCGUCAGGCAGAUGUUCGCCUCCAGAGCUUGUCGGAAAUCCGUGAUGAUUGGCACGGCGCUGAGCGCAAGCGAGAUGAAGAAGCUGGUGCUGCACAUGGGGGAGAUUGAGCAGCCGUGGAACUGUCCUCACGGGAGGCCGACGAUGAGACACCUCAUCAACCUGGAUGUCAUCUCACCAGACUGACAGAGAAAGAACAUUACAAGACGCGCUAGCUCAAGGUGCCUUCAACCCACUGAUUCACUUGACGAAUCAAUAUCUAAACCCCAAUUUAUGGAUGCUGUUCGUAUCUGGUGUAAAUUCUGUACGUGACUGUUUUGAAUAUUUUUUUUACUCUUAAAUUCUUUCAACGUGCUAUCAUUAUUAAGUUUUACAGCAGCAGAGUUUUAUAUGCGAACAAACAUUGCGACACACGUCAAAUAAAAAAUGUUUAAGAGAUGCGUUGUUUA
Molecule: messenger RNA, 3235 nt
Organism: Syngnathoides biaculeatus (alligator pipefish)
Lineage: Eukaryota; Metazoa; Chordata; Actinopteri; Syngnathiformes; Syngnathidae
Gene: pms2
Product: PMS1 homolog 2, mismatch repair system component
Exons: 13
Coding region: 408-2972 (854 amino acids)
Biological process (GO): mismatch repair
Cellular component (GO): MutLalpha complex
Molecular function (GO): ATP-dependent DNA damage sensor activity; mismatched DNA binding; ATP hydrolysis activity
Source: RefSeq, a predicted model, not a curated record